Lizanozyma spartinae is the source of this 1146-nucleotide messenger RNA. RefSeq lists its product as uncharacterized. The record is from RefSeq and is a predicted model, not a curated record. The transcript has a single exon. NCBI's taxonomy places the organism in Eukaryota, Fungi, Ascomycota, Pichiomycetes, Serinales, Debaryomycetaceae. Bases 1 to 1146 code for a protein of 381 amino acids.
AUGGCUCAAUUGACUCCCAUAAGAGGGUUUCUGAAUACCCCUGUUUCUAAGUCCAUAUGUGUUGUGACCAUUAUAGCAGCCGUACUUCUUUCUAUUACCGAGCUGAAACCUUAUGUGAUAUUGGCACUAGAUCCAUUGAUUGUGGUAUACAACCAAUACUGGAGAUUGUUAGUGUAUCAAUUGGCAGUUAUCAAUGAAAGUGAUCUUGUUGUUGUAUUAGUUGUUUGGUUUACGUUUAAGAGUUUAGAAAGGUUCUAUGGAUCUCGAAAGUAUUUAUCCUUAAUAGGUUUAUUCUGGUUUUACAAUGCGUUACUUAACUUCACAGUGAUGACUGUUGGACAGUUGCUGAUUUAUGGAGUCAAAUAUUUGAUCCACAAAGUAUGGAGUUCAAAUCUUGAUGAUAAUGCAUAUUAUACUCCUACAACCUUCAAUCAAGUUGCACCUGGCCCUUUAGGGAUUGUUUCAUCAUUAUAUGUGACAUAUGGGAAGUUUGUUCCUAUCUCGUAUUAUUUCCAGAUCCUCUUCUCGUUACCGAGAAAGGCUACUGGAAACAUAGAAAGUACCACAACCGAUAAUGAAGUUGAUUUAAACGAUGAUGGUAAUGCUGUCCCCACCAUGUCUAAAACCAAACAAAUCACCCUAACAAAUCAAUUCCAUAUCCACGUGAUUUAUACUUUACUCUUUUUAAACAAUGGAUUCCAAUCAGUGAUCCCAUGUGUUGUUGGACUUGUUAUAGGCAAGCUACACACUCAAGAUAUUCUUCCUGGUUCGAAGAAUUGGCUCUUACCAUCGUUGGUAUUUGAAUUAUUUGUUAAUCCUAUAAAACUAAUCACCAAUGUGUUAAAUGGCACCAGAAACAUACGACGCAGAAGUAGAAGAAUGGGUGGUUACCAACAAGUGUCCACAUUGGGAGCUGGUGGUAGUAUAUCUCCUGCUGGUAAUCAGUCCUCUAGAAUUGCAGCUACAGGAUCAAAUGUAUCUGGUGGUGAUGGUGAUGAUGAAGCUAGUGAUAACGGGGGUGACGAAGAUGGGAAUGAUUUAGAUGAUGACUUCGAUGAAGAAAGACAACGUGCUCUGCAAAUCCGGGCUGAAACACCCAUAAGACCUUUAGGAAAUCAAUUCCUUGAUACUCUUAGAGGACAAUAA